UUGACAGAAAACAUGCAUCCUCUUCUCGGAAAAGCUCUGUUACGCGUUGUACUCUUCUACGGAUACGGUUUGCUGGUUGCCUGGAUUUUCACACUAAUUGAAAGUCAAGAGGAGACAAGACAACUCAAAAUGAAAAGAAUCUUUCAGGAACUGAGAACGGAAAUUACUCUUAAAUAUAAGGUCAAUAUGUCAGAUAUAGACUUUGAGAGUUUUGUAAGAAAAGCAUCCACAGGGGUGACAGCUGGAGAGGAACUUGACUGGACUUUCCUGAACAGUUGUGCCUACGUUUUUGCAGCUCUUACGACAAUAGGUUACGGACAUAUCACGCCUAAGACAUCCCUUGGGCAAGGAGUAACCAUCAUCACCUGCCUGCUUGGUAUUCCUAUCGCUAUGUUGGCAUUUAAAACAUUGGGAGAGCUGUGCGCAACGUUCUUUACGUUUCUUGUAAUCAAGACAGAGACCAUUGCACUCAGAAGGACUGAACUGAAACACUUGAAAAAGAAAACAUUUUUUGUGGCAUGCUUACUUUUGAUUGUUUUGAUAACACUGGCUAGCGUUUCAACAAUUUUUCUCGAACAUUGGACCUUCAUGGAAGGCUUGUACGCGUGGUUUACAACAUUCACCACGAUUGGUUUCGGAGACUACGUGCUGUUUAGAUCGUAUUCCAUAAAGUUAGCUCAGGGAGAUAUCUCCACAACGAGUUUAUUGCUUAAAGGCCUAACCUUUGCUGUACCAUAUGUCGUUGGUCUCAGCCUCAUGUCAUGUAUUUUGACCUGUCUUGUGGACUCUGUGGAUCAAAUUCGCCAUUUUCGUGAUCGUUGCUGGAGUUGCUGUCCAAGUUUGAUUUUCCAUGUAAAACGCGUCUUCUGUCAUAAUGUUGCGCAAAGUGAUAUAUCUGAAGGAAGAAAUCAUGAAGAAAAUGAAUCAUGCCAUGUGUAA
Pocillopora damicornis (cauliflower coral) is the source of this 939-nucleotide messenger RNA. Its product is annotated as potassium channel subfamily K member 3. Gene Ontology annotation, cellular component: plasma membrane. NCBI's taxonomy places the organism in Eukaryota, Metazoa, Cnidaria, Anthozoa, Scleractinia, Pocilloporidae. Gene Ontology annotation, molecular function: outward rectifier potassium channel activity; potassium ion leak channel activity. Gene Ontology annotation, biological process: stabilization of membrane potential; potassium ion transmembrane transport. The record is from RefSeq and is a predicted model, not a curated record.